UGAUUGGACAACUCCGACACAAUGCGCGAAAUUCAACUUCCUGUGGUUAUAAACAUCACAACAAUCAUCAGAAAAAAGCUGAUAUCUUGGAAUUUGUACAUGCAAUGGAGCACAAACCUGCCUGUUUUGGACAGGCAGAGUUUACCACAGAAGAACAUGAAGCAAUACAAGGUGCCUUAAGACAAAGACUGGGACCUGAAUUUAUCAGUCAGAGAGCUGGAGCUGGGGGUCAGAGGUUAGCUUACAUUGAAGGAUGGAGACUGGUUAAUCUUGCCAAUGAAACGUUUGGAUUUAAUGGAUGGUCCCAUUCAGUUACACACCAGUCAGUAGACUUUGUUGACCAUUUUAACAGUAAAUACUAUGUAGGAGUUUGUGCCACAGUCAAAGUCCAACUGAAAGAUGGUAUCUUCCAUGAAGAUGUAGGUUAUGGGGUCAGUGAAGGAAUGAAGUCCAAAGCUUUAUCUAUAGAAAAAGCUAGAAAAGAAGCUGUCACUGAUGGAUUAAAAAGAGCUCUCAAAAGCUUUGGUAAUUCUUUGGGAAACUGUAUGGCUGAUAAAGAUUAUUUGAAAUGUAUUAACAGAGCUCCUAAACCGCCUGCAAAAGUUUAUGAUAUAAAUGACAUGAAACAUUCAGACAUUGAUCAGACAGUGGCUAAAGCUAGGAAAGUUAGAGCUAAAGCAUUGGACACUCAAGUAAGAAAUGAAUGUAUGCCUCCUCCUUCUAUGAUAUCAGAUGCCAGACUGAGCGGGAGAGACACAUUUAAUAGAGAAAGUAUUCAAAGUACAAAUUCUAAUCCAAGUUCGAACAGUGGGGGUUCUAGUGUUCAUAGUUCUAGAGACAAUGCUUCAAAAGAAAGUGCCUACUCUUCUUGUGUAUCUAGAGAUUCUAACAAUUUCACAGGAACAACUAAAAAUCAAGACUGGUUACCUGCUGCUGUUGUGUUAAAUGCUUGUGAGACUGAUGGACAGGGACCAGUUAAUGUGCCAGAAGGUGUCACUACUAGGAGGGGAUCUUUGAAUAGUAUGCAGGCAACUAGUACUCCUUCAAAUAGUGGUAGACUUUCAUUAGGAAAACAGAGCACUGAAGACCAAACAUUAACUGGGAGACUUUCUUUAGGGAAACAGGGCUCUGAAGAUCCAGGACAAAAGAUCAAUCAUAAAAGGACACAAUCAGUACAACUAGUAGAUCCUAACUAUGGGGACGAAAACAUGAGGAAAGACCUGAAAGAUGCCAAAGGAGAAGAUGAGAAAGCAAAAUAUGAAAGAUUGAUGAGGCAGCGACAAAAACAGAUAGAAUUCCAACAAAAAUUACAACUGAAACAACAGGACCAAACAGCCAUUACUAAUCUAGGUCCACCAAUAGCAUCGUCUACUCCAGCCUUGGGACUUGGUCCACCUAUGCAUACAUCUAGUCCAAAGCCAGGAUUGAGGUCCAGAGGUUCUGCAUUAAGUGGAAGUUCCAGACCAGGUUCACUUGGAGAAAAAAGUAAUGUGAAUGGGGAGACUCCACCAGAACUUAUAGAGGAAGGAACUUUUGAAGACACAGUAUGGAACCAGUCCAUGGAUAUAGAGAAUAUUGACCCUUCACAAAAACAUGUGCAGGAGAAACAGGAAAGAAGUAGGACAUCAAUACCUAUGUCUAAAACACCUAUCAGAGAAAACACUCUUAAUAACCAUUUUCCUGUAACCAAAGGUUCUGUGGCUGUUAGGAAAGUGUCUGUUAAUGGUGGUGUGGAUACAAAUCUAUUAGUAAGGUGUUGUGUGGUAGGUACCCAGUGGGCAUCAAAGAGCAGUCGUUGUGACAAUUAUCCCAGUGCUGUAGAAAAUGUUCACCAAGAUGACCAGCGGAGUUGUCGUUCUUUGUUAGAAGUAUGUUGUAUGAAACAAAAGCAUCGUACACAGUGUGAGGAUGGUAAAAAAGAUGCAUCUGAAAACAGUUUUUGUGCCAUCAGGGAUGAUGUAUUUGGGUCAGAGCAGUACAAGGAAUGCUGUCACUGCUGCAGGGUUGGUAUUACAGCCAGGUCCAUGGGAAGUGAUUGUAACUUGUUGAGGAAUGAGGAAUUUGGGGGUCCAUGUGAUCGUGUGUAUAAAGAUUGUUGUCUCGGACCUAAUGCAGCUAACAUUACAGAAGUCAGUAAUGAUAUCAAUGAAUGUGAACUUUAUCCUAAUAAGUUAUGUAGUCACACUUGUGUGAACACGAUCGGCAGUUACAGGUGUGAAUGUCCUGAAGGUCAUAGUUUACAUCAAGAUGAAUCAACCUGUAUAAGGGAUCAAGACAGUCGUAUGAGAUGUGCCAUCUACAACCCCUGUAACCAAUUAUGUGUAGACACAGAUUCUGGAGUAACUUGUCAGUGUAAUGCUGGAUAUACACUAUCGUCAGACGGACAUACUUGUCAAGAUAGGGAUGAAUGUCGAGAAGGUCUACACAACUGUACGAGUGACACACGAUGUGUCAACUAUGAGGGAACACACAGGUGUGAACGGAUUCCACCACCACAAUGUCCAGAGGGAGCUGAACUUAAUCCUGUUACAAGACAGUGUGUCACUAAAAGGCAGUGUAAUAGAGGAUUUAAUUUUAAUGUGAUUUCCUUAGCUUGUGAAGAUAUUGAUGAGUGUGCCCAACAGAUUGAUGCCUGUACACCAGAACAGAGAUGUGAAAAUAAUGAUGGAUCCUAUUCCUGUAGGAGAAUUGUAGGCUGUGGAACAGGAUAUUCCUUGGAUGAGGAAACACAGUCCUGUAUAGAUGUGAAUGAAUGUGAGGCUGGCACACAUAAUUGUGGUAAUGGGUAUGAAUGUGUCAACAUUAAAGGAUCUUUUAGAUGUACUCCAAUUAAAUGUCCAGAUGGACACCAAUUUAAUACCAGGACAGGAAAAUGUGAGAGGGUUAACUGUCCCAGAGGAUUCAGGUCUGAUUCCAGAGGAAUGUGCAUUGAUUUGGAUGAGUGCCAGAGAUCUGGAAUAUGUGAUUCCACUGAAACUUGUGAGAAUACCUAUGGAGCAUAUAGAUGUCGUUCUAAUUAUAACUGUGAAUCAGGUUAUCAAGCUGAUACCCGGUCAGGAAACUGUGUUGAUAUUGAUGAGUGUGCAAGAGGGACCCAUGACUGCGCUUCAAGUCAGAAAUGUAUAAAUAGACGAGGAAGUUUUAUAUGUGAUUGUCCAGAAGGAUUUAGGCAAUCAGCUGAGGGUGUAUGUCAAGACGUUGAUGAAUGUGCCUAUGGAAAUGUUUGUCCUUUUAAUGCUGGUUGUACCAACACUCAAGGAAGUUAUAGAUGUGAAUGUAACCCUGGGCUGAAACAGGAGGGAAGAAUGUGUGUGGACAUUGAUGAGUGUCAAGAGCCGAACAGGUGUCAACACGGUUGUGUCAACAUGCUUGGAUCCUAUCAUUGUACAUGUGAAACUGGAUACCAGUUAUCUACUGACCAAAGAACAUGUGAAGAUAUUGAUGAAUGUCGUACCUAUGCCAACAGAGGUCAGGUUUGUGCUGGAGAAUGUGUAAAUCUACCAGGUUCUUACAGAUGUUCAUGUCCAGAGGGAUGGAGAUCUCUUUCCAAUGGAAGGACAUGUCAGGAUGUUGAUGAGUGUGCAGAAGGCACGGCUAGAUGUCAAGGUCAAGAGGCCAUGUGCUAUAACACUAGAGGAAGUUACAAAUGUCCACAAAUUCAAUGUCCAUCAGGAUUUGUUAGAACACCUUUAGGUCCAAGAAGAAAUAGCGUUCGUUGUAAAAGAGUAUCUUUCACCUGUCGACAGAAUGACUAUGAAUGUAUAAAUGCACCAAUUUCUUUGUCAUACAACUUCCUGUCAUUUCCCGAAAACGUGAAAAUUCCAAGUGACUUAUUUGCAAUGUCAGGACCGCAGACGACAGAAAAAAUAUUUGACUGGGAAUUAAAGAUUGUCAAUGUGACACCACUUAGAGCUGAUUCAGUGAAAGUUAAUCGUGGUUAUUUUGACUUGAAGGUGGGGCCUGGUGAAGCUGUUGUUGCUUUAAAUUACCGUAUUUCUGGACCUCAAGAUAUUGAACUGGAAUUAAAAAUGAAAAUAACAGACAGAAGAACAAGAUACACAGGGACGGCUGUGUCCAAAAUAUUCCUUUAUGUCACAGGAGCUAACAUUUCAUAGUCUUAAAACUUUCAUGUUCUUUCAAAAUAAACUUUUAUAGAACAAAACCAAACCAAAACUUGCAUUGUUUACCGUAAACUGUAUUUCUGUUUUAUAUUGAUUGUUCAUUAAACAAACAUUUAUCAUAAAAGUUGAUGGUCAUUUAUUUGUGCAUUAUAUAUAACACAAAAGUAAAAGAAUGAUAUUUUUGGAAAAUAAAUGAAGAUGUUUUAAUUGUAAAAUUUAAUCACACAUUGUAUAUAGCCCAAAGUAUUAAAUUCAAGAAAAAAAUCUUAAUUUUUGUAAGAAAUUUGAUAAGAGACUUUUAACAUUUAAUGCAUCAGCUGUUUUAUGAAUGCUAAAUAACUUGAGGCAUGCAUGUUUUAUUUUUUUGGAAACACACUAACAGCUUCUUUAAUUUUCCAUUUUUUUCCAAUUUUUUUUCCAUUUUUUUUGGUGUUGUACAUAUUGACCAAGAAUGUUCAGAAUGUAUAAAGAAUUUAUGGUGUAUAUAUCUUAAAAUCAUUUCAUUAGUCUAGAUAAAUAUUAUCUUGAUUGUAUUUUGUAAAAUGUGGUAGAGCCAAUACUCAAUACAUUCCAUUUGUAUAUACAAAUCCAAAAUGAUAACUCCCACCAAGAAUAGUUAAAAAAGAAUCUGGUUGAAGAAAGCCAACUUUAAUCUCAAAUGGAUUCGUCACCUUAGUACAAGUAUUUUCAAAUGAAUGCAUGUCAGAGCUAUGAAUUGAACAGUAUUUUGCUUGAACCUUUUAAAUUUGUUUGGAAGAACUUUUGGUCAGUAAUUGUUUUUUUCUUUUAACUUCAGUUUUACAAUGAAAACACAUAAGUAUACAUGUAUUAUAUUAAUUUUCAACAAGUUUAUAGCUUUGAUUUAGCAAUAUAAGUAUAACUUUGUGACAAUUUAAGCUCUACCCUGUUUUUGACUAAUUAAAGCUCUUUAAGGUUAGUGUAGAUAGAAACCUUUUAGAAGUCCCCAACCUUAUUAUUUUAUAUUUCAUCAUUGAUAUGUGUACUAAUGAUCAUUUGACAUAUUCCAAUCAGUAUAAUAAAAAAAAAUUAAACUUCAAAAUUAGCAAUUUUGUUAUCUCAUAUUAUUCAUUAUUAUUCAACUUUUGAUGCCACCCUUUUUUGCAUGUGUUCAAAAUAAAAAAUCAAUAGAAAGCAGUUUGAACAUUUGAAAUUACAGAAUAUAUCUUGUAAUGCUAUCAUUAAAAACCCUGUAUACUUUCAUCAUAUUUUUACGCUUUGUAAGGAAAGUUUUCUCGGACUAGAUGUAUCAAACUUUUUACUGGCUCCCAUUUUUUGUCUUGUUCACAACUAGCUUACUUCUGGAAAUGUUAAUAAAUGUAUAUUAGUAGACUAUAUAAACUAGUGCCAGGGGACUAUAGUGCAAUAAUUAACAGCUCAUCACGCUGCCAUUGUGAAUAUAUAAGAUGUAACUAAAUCUUAACUAAUAUAAAGCAUGUAUUGUUGUACAGUUUUGCUUUGCAAUCAAAAUUAUGCACAGAAGACCACUCUUCUUAUGUAUGUUUUCACUUUUUAUAAUAAAAAAAAUACUGCUUUCAUAAAUAUU
Molecule: messenger RNA, 5685 nt
Organism: Mytilus trossulus (common blue mussel)
Lineage: Eukaryota; Metazoa; Mollusca; Bivalvia; Mytilida; Mytilidae
Product: fibulin-2-like
Exons: 24
Coding region: 105-4115 (1336 amino acids)
Biological process (GO): DNA recombinase assembly; double-strand break repair via single-strand annealing; double-strand break repair via homologous recombination
Cellular component (GO): nucleus; extracellular region
Molecular function (GO): calcium ion binding
Source: RefSeq, a predicted model, not a curated record